UCAGAAGGUGCUCCCUGCUGAUAAAGUUGACAUCCUCCAUGGUCAACCAGUGGAGGAGUAUAUCGUCAAAGCUGAGCAAUGCAUCACUCAGGUCAUUCAGGAUGCAGCUGUGACAUAUACUGGCGUGCUGGAUAAAACCGACACUUGUGGGAAACUGUCGGAAGUUCUGUCUGUCUGUGUUUCCGCGGAGAAUAUUGAGGAAGCAUCCUCUGAUCUAUUUGGUGGAAUUAUUUCCGACCUGCAUGAGGUAUUUGAGGUCAAUAAGGCCUCCAUGCGUACGAAAUCAGGUCGCAAAAUGUUCUGGGUGGAAGUGAGUUCAGGUUCCCAGAAGAUUUAUACCAAAACCCUGGACAAACUGAGGAAGCUUUUCACCUCUCACCUUCUCACUGAGGGAAAAAAUACUCCUGUGCAAAUUGAGCUCUAUGACACUAGACUACUUGUAACUGAGACCACUGUGGAGGUAUCUCCUGUACAGAAGACAGACAGUAAUAGCUCUUCUAUGUCCUCAGCCUCAGCCCACCAGUUCACCCUCGACACCUGCACUAAAGGGGUCAUCAAACAGGUGAUCUCGGUGCUGAGGUUGGAGACUUCAAAGGAAGACCGCUUCGCUUCCGUUGGGGAGAACACGUCAAAUGCGUCCUUUGACCUCAACCAGAAGUUGGACACGAUCAUUUCGAAAUUGGAGGACCUCUGCAUUUCGAGUGACGUGGCGUCAGCUGAGAUUGCCACGCUCACGCGAUCUCGUAGUGCAGCCAGCAGAACCUCUAACAUUUCCAUCCAGAGCAUUCACAGUGCUGAGUUCCGAGCUAAGGCCAAACAGAUUGUGCGUGAGGCCAUUCUCAGAGCUGCUAGCGAAGCCAACUGUUCUUUGCCACAGAGCAUGCCUAGCAUCACCUUCUCACACCAUGUGGUUUCUACAACUGAAGAUAUAGUGAAUAUGGUCAUGCAAGACCUUGAAAGUGUAUCCCAGUACACAGUGGAGGACGCAGACUCCUUCCCACUAGGAGAGAAAAAGCUGCAGUCCCAACUCAAUCCCAGAGUUGUCUUUGACAACUCAUUUUUUGCUGCUCAAAUCAUGUACCACAGAGUAAAGGAUAGACUGAACGUCUUUUUGUCUUUUCCACCCGUGUCAGUCACCACAGCUAAAGAUGUGCUGGACUUCACCCCUGUGGAGACACUCAGAUGCUCGAAGUCCCCUGACACUGCUCUUGUUAAGGACAGGACCCGCCCUCCGUCUGUGAGAAGUGAGAAGCCAUUUUCAAAAGUCAGUUUGACUAAAAGGUUUAAAGCCCUUGUGUCUUCGAGUGGCUCCUCCACAGACCACCAUGUAAUUGACACAUGCAGUGAGGAUGUCAGUCUGCCCACCAGGAGUAUGUCAGUUGUGAGCGACACCAGUUUGAAGAGAGCCUCUCCUCUCCAUGGUAGUGGAUUGAGUGAAAGUUGUGAACCUCUUGUGGCUCUACAAGACGGAACAGUGGCAGUCAGCCAAGAAGGCUUUAGCAAAACUGCAAAGAAGACGCUCAGCUUGAUCCUAAAUGUGAUCAAGUGCAGAUUGGCCAACUCUGAGAGUUCAUCUGUUGGGCAGAAUGCAAGUGAGGAGUGUCUGAUAGCCACUAAUAUGUUAGACUCUCUACUGGAGAGCCUUGACCUGUUGCCUGACAUGAGCGCUGCCGAUGAGAUCACAAGGACAGAAUGCCAUACCUCUAACGCAAUGGACAAGACAGGUUCACAGUCAGCGCUUGUGAGCCAACAAGAAAUGAACAUAUCUGACACCGGUAUCAUAGUGAAAACUAUAAUGGACACAUUGAAGGCAGACGACCCAGAGAUGACUUCAGCAGAAGAAAAUCUGGAUAGGCUUCUGUCAAUUGAAGCCCUUCAAGAUGCGUCUGGCAACCUGAUCGCAAAGGUCCAUGGUCUCAUUCAGGAGAUAGCCAUAAGCCGCCAGCUUCAAUCCAUGACUGGCCACAGAAGCCUCUCUCAACCAGCGCUGCCAAAGCCAGCACUGAGGAAGCUGUCAAAGGACGAUGCGUCAGAGCUCGUUUACAGCUUUGCCCACACUUCUGUUAGCAGACUCCUGGGGCAGUGUUUGGGUAGGCCUAUGCCACCCACUGCUGACAGGGUUUUGGAUCAGGUCAUCAAGUUGAUGACAGACAUGGUGAUGGACAGCCUGACUGAUCUGUCCAAGUCCGCAAUGGAGGGUGGUAAGUGAAAGUACCUCAUCUCCAUAGGACUUCAUUGUAACAUGACACAUUGCGUUUUAUGAUGUGAACUUCACUGGUUGUGUCCAAAAUGGCACCUUCCAUGUUUAGUGCACUACUUUUGACCAGAGCCAGACCCUAUGGGCCCUGUUCAAAAGUUGUGCACUAUAAAGGGAAGAGAAUGCCUUUUGGAACGCAGUGACUGCUUUCCAUUGUUGCGUCCUCUUCUCCCAGUUAUUGUACCCAGGUCAGUCACACCAGCUUGCUCUUCUUAUUUAGACACCAGCAAUGCCGCAAGUGACAUCACUCAUGGUGUUGUGGCUGACAUUAAUGCUACUGAGGAAUUCCCUGCCAGGGGCCUUAGCCCGGCUGAUGUAAAGGCUGACGGCAUGGCCCGCCUUCCCUCUGCCAGAGGGGAGGAGACUAAGAAGAACAGGAAGUGGCACUUCCUACCCAAAAUUGGCAAGAUUCCAAAGAUCAGGAUGAAGCUGUUCAAGACAAAAGGGGAACCGAAGAGCCACCCUGAACAGGAUGCGCUGCCUACCAAACGUCUCAGAGAGACUCGUAUUUCACAGAAUGCUGAGUGUGAGGUUCCAGAGGUUCCAUCCACUUCCCCACCCAAGGAGGACCUGACAACCACACUGGCCCCUGCUCCCCAGGAGUGCCAGUCCCGUAAACGCCCUCUCAUAGUCAGGGCUGUUGCAUCCCCACACCUACCAGUGAAGCACCACA
Messenger RNA from Salvelinus fontinalis (brook trout), 2930 nucleotides. RefSeq lists its product as uncharacterized. NCBI's taxonomy places the organism in Eukaryota, Metazoa, Chordata, Actinopteri, Salmoniformes, Salmonidae. The coding region runs from base 272 to 2209 and encodes 645 amino acids. The transcript has 3 exons. The record is from RefSeq and is a predicted model, not a curated record.